Messenger RNA from Blastomyces gilchristii SLH14081, 2295 nucleotides. RefSeq lists its product as uncharacterized. The record is from RefSeq and is a predicted model, not a curated record. The coding region runs from base 1199 to 1738 and encodes 179 amino acids. Lineage: Eukaryota; Fungi; Ascomycota; Eurotiomycetes; Onygenales; Ajellomycetaceae. The transcript has a single exon.
AGAUUUAAUCUCUCUAUUUAUCAAAGAAAAACCAACUUUUCCAUGUGCUUCUGGCGGCACAAGAACAGGAGCAGCGGAACCACAAUAAUAAUAACCACAAAUAAGAACCACAAGAAUAGAAAUACACACAAGAAUAAUCACUUAAUUGAGCACAUAGGAAAAUACCACACACACAAAUCAUCACUUGAACACUUAACACUUGGAGAGAUGUUGAUUGUAUUCUCUUUCUUGAUGGAUCGCGCGGCGGAGGUCGGAUAUAUAUAUGCAGAGAAGCCCGGCGAUGGGUUGUUCCAAUCCGAGAUCGCUCUGAGACCGAGAUUCUCACUACACUAUUCUAUCUCUAGAUUGAUUGGUCUGAACACUUUUCAUGUGUGGAAAUGCCAGUUCCACGACUCCACGACUCCACGACUCCACGUCUUCUCGAUAUGCGUGCCGACGAACGCGCGACUUGGAAAGACGGGAGAACCUUGAAGCGGAUCUAGAGGGCGGGCGACUUGGUGGUCUUUCGUGGUCACCCGUCUUCCAUUACAACUGCGAAAGACGACGGAAUCAGGACAAGAUUGAAACUCAUUGGAAGCGUUAAUGUUCGCCACCAACGCGAGCAUAGCUUAUAAGUAAAUACAACUCUUCCCACCCAUACAUAUAUCGGGCCUGAAGUCAUUGGCUGUUGAGAAGCGAUACACGAAUAUGGCACAACGGAGCAUGUAUCCGGAGCGACAAGCACUAAUGUUCACCACCAAUCCGAGCAUUCGCAGUGCAGUAUCUUGGUCUCAAUGCAUUCAUGGUGCAUCCUGCGACUGGUGAAAAAUGCGAUGCGUUGAUUCCUAUUGCUUUAUUGGACGCUGGACACCGUAUACGCCGAUAGUUCUCAGGGAAAUACAUGUUCCAGUCUGCGCACAGGCACCUUCUUUACGUGAGACUCACGGCGGCGUGCCAUAGAAACACCUCUAGGAUUGUCUAUAUAAGAUCACUCCGCUUUGUUCUACUUCCUGAAUGUCUUCCAAUCUAAAACAACUUACCUCGAUUCUCUAGUUUCUAUUCCACUGCUACCGUUAUAUCUUAAUCUACAUAUAAGCUCCCUUCAAGGCGUCUUCUUCGUCUAUAACCUAUACACGUCGUUAGUUCCGACCUACUAAAUUCAAUCCUUUUUUCAACCGGCGGUUUCCACAGAUUGGUCCAACGUCGAUCUCAAGAUAUCAUGGAACCCAACGGAAUUUACGUCACUCUUUCCGUCAACGCGACGGAGUAUCAUUGGGGGAUCUACGUCACCGGCGACGACCUGCGCCAGGGCGUUGCCGUUCACCACGCCAACAACAAGACAGGCGGUUGGUCUUACGAGCGCAAAUAUACCAACAAUCUUGUUCGUUCAAAAAUGUUAGCAUUGGCACUGAGAGUCGGAACCGUUCCCCUGCCGCAGGGGCAUGCCCAAAUCGACCAUAUCUUGGGCGAUCCGAGUAUGAUUUCGCAGGAUUCGGGGUUUAGAUGUAGAGCUUGGGCGAUGGAUGCUGUGGCACGGCUACAUGAUGCAGGCAUUGUGAAUGCACCAGAUGUUUCAGAGGUGAUGACCAAAGCAUAUGAAAUUGCAAAUGCAAAUCGAUCUAAGAUAGAGCAAGGAAUUUGUUGUUGCAUCAUUCUAGAUGUAUUGCCUUGGAGUUUUCUUUGUGAUGUAGUGUUGUGCAUGUACAUGUACUUAGCUUGGAUUUGCCUCGUUUUGUACACCUUUUACCCCAAGGCGUAGCCGCUACUGCUAUAGCUUACGGACAAGUAAGCUACAAAUACAGAGUGAAAACCUGUUGGAAAAUAUCGCGUAUUUCGGACCGAAUUUUUUACUGAUCUUAUUGUGCGUAUCUUGUCUCUCAAACAAGUUCGCAACCAGAUUUGCAGAUUUACCUGCCUAUGACCUCAUGCGCUAAAGCUCUUAUUCAAUGCAACAAAACCUCGUGCUGGCUCUUCUUUCUGGUCUGAAAUUGAGCAAUUCAGACAAAAGAAAUGGUUGCUACAAAAGAUAAGAGAGUAUGACGUGCUCAAGAAACUCUUUGAAUUUUCAAAGUCUAAAUCCCCACUUGUGGACCAACUGUUAAGAAACAUAGGUUGGUGGUCGCUUAAGCACGCCACGGGCUUUAGAGACAAAGAAACACUCCAUACAAUAAGCAGGUCAGAAGGGACAGGUAUGAUCUCGGAGUAUCUGUUCAGCUUUCAGUUCAUCAGGGUAUUCAGGAAAUGCACUUUUCAUUGUCUCCAACCAAAGUGUCCAUACGCGCACAAUAUAACAGGCCUUGGUAAAAUCCCAAUACU